AUGACGAUUCCCACACCAGAGCAAAUCGACCAGGAGUACAAACAGAUCAUCGGCUUCCUAGAGUCCAAGUCAACUAUUUUUGCUGAGCUAAGAUGUGUUCAAAAGGAAGUUUGGGAGAGCCCAGAUGCCGACGAGCAUUACAAAGCCCAGAAAGAGAAGGCCGCAUCGACAGCCCGCAAACAAAAGUCUUACUUUUUCCAAAUGAUGAAGAGUAUUGGAGACAAGCUCCAGUAUAAACACAGGUUGAUUCCACCCGCAUCGGAAAGAUCUGACUUUGAAGCUCUGGACAUAUGCAUGGCCCCUGGAGGAUUCACCUCCACUGUGCUGAAGCAUAAUCCCCUUGCAAAAGUGUACGGUCUCACUCUAUCACUAAAGGAAGGCGGAAAUGAGAUUUUUAUCAAGAAAUGGACAGAAAACCCAAAUAUCGAGAUUCAAUUCACGGAUAUUGCCAUGCUUUCUGCCGAGUUGGGAUCCCCGGGCUUUGUUUCGCCAGGAAGCUCUUCUGGGCUCCAGUUUUCAAGUCUCAUUCCGUUGGAAGGACGCAUGUUUGACCUGGUAAUAUGUGACGGACAGGUAGUGGCUGGAAGAUACGAGGGCUCAAAGUCCAAGCAUGCAGCAACUCGACUCUCCUGUGCUCAGGUUAUCUUGGGACUGCAGCGAAUUAAGCCGGAUGGAACCUUUGUCAUGUUGCUCCAUCAAACUUAUCGACCUCAAGUUGUCCGGCUUUUAGAGGCUUUUAGUCACUUUUCCAACAUCGCGCUCUUCAAACCUGUUCCUUGUCAUGCGAAACGGAAUUCGUUUUAUAUCGUGGCUAAGAACGUGGAUCCUCAUAAUGAGAGGGCGUGUCGGUUAUUGCGCGAUUUGAAAAGCUCCUGGAGAGCAUGCACGGCUGAAGCGUUUGGGAUGGAUCUCGGUGAGACUUCAGUGGACGAAGCCACCACGGAGGAUAUGGAGAAUAUUUUACAGUCGUUUGGAGAAAGCUUGGUCAAGCUUUCUAAGCCUAUUUGGAAAAUCCAGAGAGAUGCGCUGAAGAAGCAAUUCUUACGUUAG
This is a messenger RNA of Penicillium malachiteum, 1050 nucleotides long. RefSeq lists its product as uncharacterized. Gene Ontology annotation, biological process: methylation. NCBI's taxonomy places the organism in Eukaryota, Fungi, Ascomycota, Eurotiomycetes, Eurotiales, Aspergillaceae. The transcript has 2 exons. The coding region runs from base 1 to 1050 and encodes 349 amino acids. The record is from RefSeq and is a predicted model, not a curated record. Gene Ontology annotation, molecular function: methyltransferase activity.